Haemonchus placei is the source of this 747-nucleotide messenger RNA. NCBI's taxonomy places the organism in Eukaryota, Metazoa, Nematoda, Chromadorea, Rhabditida, Trichostrongylidae. The record is from the annotation of a GenBank genome assembly.
UUGCCAGUGUUCAAAUCUGUAGCUGAAGCAAAGGAAGCAACUGGAUGUGAUGCCACGGUUAUCUACGUCCCAUUUCAGGUGGCAGGUCAAGCGAUUGAGGAAGCUAUGGAUGCUGAGAUUGGCCUCAUCGUGUGCAUUACGGAAGGAAUACCCCAACAUGAUAUGGUGCAUGCAAAAAGCAGACUUGUAAAACAGAAUAAGUCACGUCUACUGGGCCCUAACUGCCCUGGAAUCAUCGCGUCGGAUGAGUGUAAAAUUGGUAUCAUGCCUGGUAGUAUCCAUAAGAAAGGAUGCAUAGGCGUUGUGUCCCGAUCUGGCACUCUAACAUACGAGGCUGUACACCAAACAACAGAGACUGGUCUUGGUCAAACGUUGUGUGUCGGAAUUGGAGGCGAUCCCUUCAACGGCACCAACUUCAUUGACUGUUUGGAUGUCUUCUUCGGUGAUAAGAAUACCAGAGGGGUAAUUCUGAUUGGAGAGAUAGGAGGUACUGCUGAAGAACAAGCGGCAGAAUUCAUCAAAUCUGAAGCCAAAGCUGGCAGAGCUAAGCCAGUGGUCAGCUUCAUCGCCGGCGUCACAGCACCUCCUGGCAGACGUAUGGGACAUGCUGGAGCAAUUAUAGACGGAGGGAAAGGUCUGGCAGGUGACAAAAUUGAAGCGCUCAAAUCAGCUGGCGUACAUGUCGUAGAUUCGCCUGCCCAUUUAGGCACUACCAUGGCCAAGGUAUUGAUUCAUGGAAGAAAUUGA